Messenger RNA from Asparagus officinalis (garden asparagus), 1095 nucleotides. RefSeq lists its product as uncharacterized. The transcript has 3 exons. The coding region runs from base 216 to 842 and encodes 208 amino acids. The record is from RefSeq and is a predicted model, not a curated record. NCBI's taxonomy places the organism in Eukaryota, Viridiplantae, Streptophyta, Magnoliopsida, Asparagales, Asparagaceae.
AUCGUCUUGCGCAUUGAAGGAUGGGAAUAUCUAUUCAUUUUUAUUGUUGGUUUGGUGUUUUUGUUGAUAGUGCAAAAAAGCAAAUUGAACAUUUGAACUAACUAUCCCUUUCUCUCCUAUCUUAGCCAUAAAAAAAAGCUCCUUUUUUGCUCAAAAGCUUAUAAUAAACAAAGGAAGUGAGAGAGAGAGAGAGAGAGAGAGAGAGAGAGGAGGUGAUGGAGAGGAGAGUGAUACUGGUCUGCGCUGCUGUGGGCUUUCUCGGGCUUCUCUCUGCUGUACUGGGUUUUGCUGCAGAGGCCACAAGGAUCAAGGCAUCUGAAGUUCAGACACCAAGACCGGGUGAGUGCGCAUAUCCAAAAACUCCAGCUUUGGGCCUUGGACUAGGGGCAACGGUAGCUCUUAUGAUUGCUCAGGCAAUCAUCAACACGGUAGCUGGGUGCAUUUGUUGCAAGAGGAAUUCACAACCCUCAGACACCAACUGGUCUGUUGCUUUGAUUUCCUUCAUUGCAUCAUGGAUCACAUUCAUUAUAGCAUUCCUGUUGCUACUAAUGGGCGCUGCACUGAAUGAUCAACGAGGAAACCAAAAUAUGUACUUUGGCGACUACUGCUAUGUCGUCAAGCCUGGAGUUUUUGCAGGAGGUGCAGUUCUCUCUCUUGCCAGCAUCUCUCUCGGUAUAGUUUACUAUGUCGUCCUCUCUUUAUCAAAGAGCACCAGUGCUCAGACUUGGGGACCUUCAACUCAGAACCAGGGAAUUGCAUUAGGACAACCUCAGAUCCCGCCUCAAAGUACCCAACCGGUUUUUGUGCAUGAAGACACUUACAAUAGACAGCAAGUUCCCUGACCAGAAGUCGCUGCUGUUAUUUGUAUAUAGGACAGUCCCUGAAUCCUUAAGAAGACUACCGAUCAAUGAGCUAUUUUUGCUGUAUUGAAUCUUUAAUCAAUUUGAGCUUAACAUGUUUGUCUUCAGUUGGAUACAAAUGCAGUAGGCAUCAAUUGUGGUACAAAAACAAUAGUCACUAACAGGUGUUUGUGCACAAAGACACUUACGAGUACUGGUCGAUGAGUUAUUCUUGCUGUGUUGAAUUUUUAAUCAA